This is a messenger RNA of Hyposmocoma kahamanoa, 2018 nucleotides long. Its product is annotated as 43 kDa receptor-associated protein of the synapse homolog. NCBI's taxonomy places the organism in Eukaryota, Metazoa, Arthropoda, Insecta, Lepidoptera, Cosmopterigidae. The transcript has 14 exons. Gene Ontology annotation, biological process: chemical synaptic transmission. The coding region runs from base 357 to 2018 and encodes 553 amino acids. Gene Ontology annotation, molecular function: protein-membrane adaptor activity; acetylcholine receptor binding. The record is from RefSeq and is a predicted model, not a curated record.
CCGUUGAUUGGGGUGUGAUCCGCAGCAAGGACGUAGCCGCCAUUAACCAACAAUAAAACACCUUUUCGAAAAACUGAACGAAAACAAACCAUUCCAUAUAGUGGAAAAACCCAGAAAUCAAGUGACAAAACCACAGUUUGUGUUCGAACAAGAGACGCGCAGGCCGUUUGCAAAAUGACACGAUUCGUGAUACCACCGUAAAAGAAGAUGGCGACCUAUACAGCCCAGGCAUGGAUUUCGGAGUAAUUUUCGUUUGGUUUCCGCUUUGCCUGUUUCAGUGAGUUCGCGCAGUGUGCGAACUGGACGACGACAUGCACCCCUCAAACAGGUGACGCUGUCGGCUGCACCCGCGGAACAUGUCAUGGGACUCUAUCGAGUCACGCGACUUCCUUGGCGGGGUGCCGGCGCACCAGCUGUCGGCGACGCGGCUGCUCAGCUCGCCUGAUCCCUCUAGACACCAUCUUGAUGAUCCGCCGGAUGUAUACCCGUUCGCAGAAGACUAUGGCGGUAACGAAAGCUCUCGAAAUGGCGCAAUGCGAUGGGGCUCGCGAUUUGGACCUGCGCACAGACCACCUCAAGCAGGGUUACUGGACUGCUUCAGAGCUUGCCGGAGCAGAUUGGAUCAAUAUGUAGCUAGGCGGAAGAUCGAGCGUGGCGUCCGGCUAUACGGACAGAACGAGCAGCGACAGGCAGUCAAAGUGUGGCUCUCAGCUCUACGAGGAGUCAGGCACAGGACCGACAAAUUCGCGUUGCUCGGUCAUCUUUAUCAGGCUUAUAUGGACUUUGGAAAAUACAGGGAAUCCUUGGAAUACGCUAAUCGUCAACUCAGCAUAUCAGAGGAACUGGACUCAGCGCCUAUGCGAGCUGAGGCUUAUCUCAAUCUAGCACGGGCGCAUCAGACCUUAGGAGGGCUUGACAGAGCUUUGUCGUACGCCCGCCAUGCCCUUUACAACGAUUGCGGCGGUGGGUCAACAGCAGGUUGCGUGCAUUUAACCGUGGCAUCAGUCAGCUUAGAGCUUGGGGCUUUCUCGAAGGCGAUGGAUGGGUUCCAGAAAGCGUUGUCGGUUGCACAAGCGCAGAAUGAUAACACUCUGUUACUUCAGGUUUACGUUGGUCUAUCUGAAUUAUGGCGGCGGUUAAAAGAUGCAGAACGAGCAGUCGCAUGCGCAGCUAGAGCGUGUGACCUCGGCCGCGGUCCGCGGUCCACCGACUUAAACACCAGACAUCAUCGCAUGGCGCUGCUGCAAAUGGCUACGGCACUAAGAGCGAGAGGAGAACUGGGCGACGCUCACGACUAUUGCAACGAGGCGCUGAGACUAGCAGCGGUGGCGGGUGAUCAGGGUUGCUAUGCGAGGGCUGUGCGGAUUGCUGGUGACGUUUACCGAAGGAGAUGUGACGUUGGCAAAGCUAUCAGGCAUUACGAAGUAGCAAUGGGAGCAGGUCAAGCGCUAGGCGACAGAUUGGCGCAAAUGGAAGCCAUGGACGGUGCAGCGCGAUGCCUUGAAGCUCUGCGGCUGCAAGGCAGAAUUUGCAACUGCCGACCGCUUGAAUUUAACACUCGCUUGUUGGAAGUUGCUACAUCUGUUGGUGCUAAGAUGCUAGUUCGCCGCGUGCGUCUACGCCUGGCGGAGAUCUACACGGCACUGGGAGACAACAACGCGGCGGCGCGGCAGAAACGUGCAGCAGCCGCGUGGGUCGCACCGCAAUGCGCGCGCUGCCGCGAACCGCUCGCCGAACAACCAGAGCCGCUCGCCUCGUUGCCUUGCGCGCAUAUAGUACAUCAUGCCUGUAUGCCGGAGUCGUGGUCGAGGCGGUCGACGCGCGGCGCGGGAGUGGACACGCAAUGCGCUGAGUGCGCAUCGCCCCGCGCAGCGCGCGCGCCGCCGCCGGCGCCGCCUGCGCCGAGGACGCUGCCGUCGCAGGAUUUCCCGUUCGGCACGCCGCCUACUCUGCGUGAGUCGGACCUCAACUCCGUGCUCUCCGAUCACAGCAGCCAGCAAGCCACUUCCAGCGUUUAA